UUUUAAUAGAUACACGAUAUACAAGAUACACGAUUCAAUUCGACACAAAUAAAAAUGGUGGUUCAAUAGAUUAAAUUUCUCUGAACAAAGUUAAACUCAAAUAUUUUACGCACUUUUUUGCUAAUACGUUACACAGUAAAAAACGUUUUAAUAUUUUUACUACUGUAAAUAAUUAUCUAGCAUAAAUAUAUGGCGUGUUGCGGAAAGUUAUGUUUGACAAAUAACAGGUUGUUGAAGACACCGAUUUCGCUUUAGUUUUGUGUUUAGUGUUGUUUUUUUACUCGUAAGAGGCCAAAAUCAAGUUUCAAUAGUUCUGUGCUUAUCACAUAAAUUGCUGUAGAGAGCAAAACUGCAGUGAAGAAAGGAAAUCCACUAGAGCAUCUCGAAAAGUUCGGUUAUUUUAUUCAAUCAGCAUGUGACCCAAAUUUAUGAUUUCUCUUCUUUGUGUUACACAGUAAAAGUUGUUCCUAGAGUCCUGGAAAUAUAAUAAACUUACAAGCAAUAACCCAACCCAUGAAGACUACUAGUUAUUUGAAUUAAGUAAGAAAGUAAUAUGCAUUACAAAAGGCAUAUGUAUGUGAGGAAACUAGUCAAUGGAUAUGAUGUGGUGAAGGUAUCUGGAGAUUGAUUGAAGCAUUUUAGCAAAGAAGAGAACAAUGACACAGGAUGGCUAGUACUGAUAGAUUUAUUGUGCAGGUUUUUGUUGGUGCACUCUCUGCACACUAUGAGGCAUUAUCAGUGGAAGCCUCAAAGCAGACUAGUUCAGAAGAAAUUGUGUCAUGUAUAGCUGACAAAUUAAACCUCAGUGAUGGAUCGGGAGGGCCAUAUGAAUUGGCUGAGACUGUUGGGGAUAUAUUCAAUGGCGACGGUAAGGAGAGACGGCUUGGCCCCAACGAAUCCCCUGUCGCAGUCAUGAUGCUGUGGCCCAACAACAACUCUGAACAAUAUUGCAGGUUCUACUUGCGAGAAAAAAUACCUGACGAACCAUGGAUGGAGAAUUUCUCGGUAGACCCUCAGCUGAUAAAGGACUAUUUCCAAAGGUUUCUGUACCAGCCCAAAGAUCGAGAAUAUCCCGAUUUGUGUCAGCUACCAGAGCUCAACGAACAAACGCUGUUAGACAAUUUGAGGGCGAGAUUCGCAGCUGGAUAUAUUUACACAUAUGUUGGAUCGAUCCUCAUAGCACUAAAUCCAUUCAAGUUCUAUCCAAUUUAUAAUCCGAAAUAUGUGAAGUUGUACCAGAACAAAAGAAUAGGCUCGAGUCUUCCACCUCACAUAUUUGCUGUAGCUGAUGCUGCCUACCAUUGUAUGUUACGAGAGAGAACAAACCAAUGUAUAGUGAUCAGUGGAGAAAGUGGAUCGGGUAAAACGGAAAGCACAAAUUUUCUUCUUCAUCACUUAACAGCACUCAGUCAAAAGGGAUCACAUGGAAGUGGUGUUGAACAAACUAUAUUAAGUGCUGGACCGGUCCUAGAAGCAUUUGGUAACGCAAAGACUGCUCAUAAUAACAAUUCCAGUAGGUUUGGUAAGUUCAUUCAAGUGAAUUAUAAAGAGAAUGGCAUGGUCCAUGGUGCUGUGGUGCAGAAAUAUCUUCUGGAGAAGUCCAGAAUAUGUAGUCAAGGGCGCAAUGAAAGGAAUUAUCAUGUGUUUUAUUAUUUGCUGGCUGGUGCAUCUGAUCAGGAAAAAGAGCAACUGCAUUUACUCAGUGUAGACAAAUAUAAUUAUUUAUCGAGGACUGGUUGUAGUCUUGUUCCUGGUGUUGAUGAACAAUAUGAGUUUUCAAGGUUAAAGCAGUCUAUGGACAUGGUGGGCUUCACUAUGGACAAACGGCGGCGAUUGUUUGCAGUUUUAUCAGCUGUUCUGUUAUUAGGUAAUGUGGAAUUUCAACCGCAAAGAAAGUCGUAUCAUCAUGAUGAGGCAGUUGGCGUAAAAAACCCUGAAGUAGUCUCUCUAAUAUCUUCUCUGCUACACGUUAAACAGGAGACAUUACUAGCUGCUCUGACGUCCAAACGCGCGAGAGCGUCCGGCGAAACCCUCGUCAUUAAUUAUAGGUUGCCUGAGGCGAUAGCAACUCGGGAUGCUAUGGCUAAGUGUCUUUAUGGUGCUCUUUUUGAUUGGAUUGUGAUGCAAGUAAACCAUGCAUUACUCUCUAAGAAAGACACGUUGAGGGAACAUCAAGGCCAUAGUAUAGGUGUGCUCGACAUAUUCGGUUUUGAGGAUUUCGGCCCCAACAACAGCUUCGAGCAGCUGUGCAUUAACUAUGCCAAUGAGCACUUACAGUAUUACUUCAACCAGCACGUAUUUAAAUAUGAACAGGAAGAAUACCGACGUGAGGGGAUCCGUUGGACGGAUAUAGGCUUCUCAGAUAACACACAAUGUCUACAGCUCAUUGAGGGUAAACCGAGCGGUCUCCUCUGCCUCUUAGAUGAUCAGUGCAAUUUUCCAUGGGCAACAAAUGAAACUUUACUACAAAAAUUCAACUCUGUACAUGAAGAGAAUCCAUUUUACGAGAAGCCACAGCGGCGAGAGCCAGCUUUUGUAGUAAGGCACUAUGCCGGCAGAGUAAAAUAUCAGGUGACAGCAAUGAGGGAAAAGAACUUGGACUUGAUGCGGCAGGACAUAGUGAGCGUGCUGAAGAACUCGUCGUUGGCAUUCGUGCGAGAAUUGGUGGGCGUUGACCCGGUUGCUGUAUUUCGCUGGGCCAUCGUGCGUGCCUUCUUUAGAGGAUACUUUGCAUUUUUGGAAGCGGGUAGAAGACACCGAGUGCACAGGGUAGACGGAGCUUCAAGGUUACCGCGCGCUUCUAUCCACGCACCUAAUGAAAGCAUCGUCAGAGCCCCGCAGCGGGGGUCGCGGGUGGGCAGUACGAGCGGUCCGGCCGAGCGCAGGGCCGAGGCCCCGCGGCCCGCUAAGCAUUACAGGAGCGCGGACACGCGAGCUCGUCGCGCCGACCGCGACCGCGACGACCGCCCCUUCGACGACUCCGACGUUAUGCAGCGCGCCAGCCAGAUCGUCAUGAAAAACAAGUCAUUCAGACCACGCGAGCGAGCGAAGAAAGGACUGAAGAACUUGCAGAGCGUGAAAACGCUCGCCGGGAGGACGGCCGCGCCCACCGGCAAGCGAAAACAGCCGCUCACCGUCGCCGCGCAGUUCCAACAUUCGCUCGCCGCGCUCAUGGAAACGCUGAAUCAAGCGAACCCUUUCUUCAUAAGAUGUAUAAAGUCGAAUAGCGACAAAGUUCCGAACGUGUUCGAUGAGGAAACCGUCCAACGCCAGCUGCGAUACACCGGUAUGUUAGAAACGGUCCGCAUAAGGCAAGCCGGCUACAAUGUGCGACUCACCUACGAGGAGUUCAUACAGCUGUACAGGAUACUGCUACCGAAGGGGCUGCUCAGCUCGCAGUCAGAUGUCCGGCACUUCCUCGCAACUCUCAAUUUAGACAGGGAUAAUUAUCAAUUAGGCGCAACAAAAAUCUUUAUGCGCGAGAGCGAGCAGACGAAGCUCGAGUACCGCCUGCACCAGCAGAUCAUGGCGUCGAUCAUCGCUAUCCAGCGCUGGUUCCGCGCCGUGCUCGAGCGCCGCCGCUUCUUGGCGCUACGCCGCGCCUCGCUCCUCAUACAGGGCUACUACAGGCAAUGGCAAAUGACCCGAAAUGAAGCAGCAACGAAAGUUCAAGCUUGGUUCAGAGGUGUUCGAGUGCGGUUAUGGUACCUGAGGCUAAGAAAAGCGAUAGUGACGUUCCAAGCGGCCGCCCGUGGCUACCUCCUCAGGAAAUCCUUGCCCAAACCAACGCAACCGCUUCCGCUACCUGGCGUCAAAACAGAGCAUGACAGUAAGACAGUGCUUGAAGAUAUAGAAGAUGAAUUUUUUAAGAACCGACCACCCAGUCUGGAAGAGCUUAAGAAUAUUAUUGACAUACAGCUGGAUAUGCUGAUACAUCGCGAAGUGGAAAAUAUGAAUAUGAGACAGCUACGAGCUACGCAGUCUCUGCCUAUAGCAAGUUUGGAGAAGAAACGAGAUGUAUACACAAAUUCCGGUGCCACGCCCUAUGAGUGCAAGGGUGAAACGUUUUCGCAAAUUAGAGCCAUCAAGCAGCAACAUCAUCCAAAUGAAAUUAUAACAGAACAAGAGACGAAAGCACCGCUCGAAAGGAAAACGUGGAACGCUAAAGCGGGCGUAGCCGUGCCGAACAUGAUCACCGCAGAGGACCUCGCCGACGAACUGGUGUGGCUCAGGAUAGAUCAAAACUACAUUAUAGCUAAUAAGAAAAAGUCGUCAGAACCAAAUAUAGGGGAGUUACUGGACCGAAAUAUCGACAAUGGCAGUCAAACAGAAAAUAACGAGCCGACAAAAAGUAGCAGUUCAAGACGGAGCUCCCCGCAAGUGUACCAGCGCAGCGCGUCGAGCACGAAGCUGGAGGCGGCGGCGGGCGCGCUGCACAGCCUGCCGCCCGUGCGCCGCGACCCGCGCGACCACCGCCCGCACCGCCACCACGCGCCGCUCGCCGCCGCCGCCAUCGCCACCACCACACCCACCACACCCACCACACUCACCGCCGCCGCCAGCGCCGCCACCGUGUGUGCGGCGACGGCGGAGAGCACGGGCUCGACGGCGCCCGCGCCGCCCGCCCGCGCCGCGCGCCGCUGCUCCCGAGCACCGCAGCCCGACGCCGUCGACGCCUCGCAUCCGCUGCCGGACCUCCUCGACAUCAAAAGAGCGUCGGAGCUGGUGCCGGGCGGCGCGUGCGCGGCGGGCGCGGGCGCGGGCGCGGGCGCGCUGCGGCGCCGCAACUCGGACCCGGCGCCCGGCGAGCCGCGCGCGCCCGACCCGCGCUCCUCCGACUACAUUGGACAAACGGGGAACGGGCUCUUUCGAAUCGCCGGACACAGGUUUCGCAAAGGAUCAAGAUUUGCAAAAGACGACAAAUGCGUAUAUUGUCACCAAGCGAUCGACGCAUUUAUCACACAAGGGCAACGAUGUAUCGACUGCAAGCAAUUGUACCAUACAAAGUGUAUACAAAACAAGGGCGUGAUCACUAUGCCUUGCACUAGUCCCGUCGCGGGCGGCCCUAGGGCCCGAAACAAAAAUAGAAAACGAAACAUGUUGAAAGAGUCCAACCAUUAUAGUAUGCUCGCAGACCAGUCCAAAGGGCCAGUCAGUUCUAAUUUCAAUUUAACAGGAACCUCCGAGUUCAUGGAUAGGACUGAUAAAAUUAUAUCGGACGCGACUGAGUUGCAAGCAAUGCAAAACUUUAUCGCAAAGAAGAUUUAUCAAAUGGGAUCGUCAGACAACGAGAAACAGUCAGAGGUCGAUAGAGUUUUCAAACAUGCGCUAAAUGAGUUUAAAGACAACCUAGUGGCGACAUACAGUGUAGUAGAGACCAGAGGUUCAGCUCUCAAAUACAAAGAUCUCAUUGGGAACUUCCUACACGUGAUGGAGACGGUGUGUGCGCGAGAAGAUUCCACAUUAAACAUAACAAUGGGAGUCAACGCUUUCAGAGGUUUCAUGGAUGAGUUUAUGAGCCAACAUGAAACAGACAAAGCAAGAACGAAGAGGAAAAAGGAUAAAAAACGAAAAGUUGACGACCCUAUACAAUUCAAGGGACAUACUUUUAUUUUGUCAAUGAUUAACAUUCCUACUGAAUGUGAGAUCUGCAAGACAUUCUUCAUGUGGCCUAUUGAGCGCUCUCUAAUUUGUCAAUCGUGCAAACUUGCAUCACAUAAAAAGUGCUACAUGAAGGUAACAAGUCAGUGCCGUAAGGACUCCGGGUCGCGGUCUGCCGCCAUCGUAGGCGCUGUGGGAGCGGGCGGUCGCGAACAACUUGGCCUAUUGCCCAGGGGGAAGGUAUUUGGCGUGCCGCUUAGUGAGUUGCCGACCGGAGAUAGCAACAUACCGAUAGUAGUGGAUCGGCUAAUUACGACUAUUGAAAUGACUGGUCUCUACACAGAAGGGCUCUAUAGGAAGAGUGGACUUAGUUCGAAGGUGCGCGAGCUCCGUCGGUUACUUGACGAACGGCCGGCAGAGGGCGUGGAGCGGCUGGACUCGUUUGCGGUGCACGUACGCGCUUCAGUUCUCAAGGGAUUCUUCCGCGAGCUGCCCGAGCCGCUGCUCACCUUCGACCUCUACGACGACUUCAUCCUUGCCGCCGAGAUCUCCGACCCGCAGGAAAGGGUAUCAAGUAUAUUCACGAUAUUAAAGAAGUUGCCUAAACCUAACUUCGAUCUAGUGGAACGAUUAAUAUUUCACUUAGCCAGAGUAGCGCUGGGCGAAGAUCAUAAUAGGAUGGGACCGAACGCGCUGGCGAUCGUGUUCGCGCCGUGCAUCCUGCGCACGCACAAGGUGCAGCCCGCACAAGACUCGCUGCACGACAUCGCGCGCCAGACUGCCUGCAUCGAGGCCAUCCUGCACGACAAGAUGCGCACCGUGCGCGGUAUGCUGCAAGAUAUCGCGACGCUGGACACGGCGUGCCACACGGCCACUAACCGCCUGUCGUCGCUGCGGACGUUGUCGCAGUCAGCCGCGCCGCGACCCGAGGAACAGAUCCUUGUCGGCCACAUCCACGAAAUACAGAAGGAAAAGGCCAUCCUCACGUCCAACCUGCCCACUCUCAUCAGAGCGACGUCCGACGACGACCUGCUGUCUACGACGGAUCACGACGGCGAGUUUGGCAGUUCAGACGACCUGAGCGCCGGCGCCGCAUCGCUGCGCUCCCAGCGUCUGUUACAUCGCCAGCUCUCCUCAGACGACCCUAUCAUGGUGUAAUGACGCCACCGCCACCGCCGCUACUGCACCACCCCGCCAUCCCACCUAUCCAUCACUCAUUCAACAAGCCAACCUGACUAUCCGUCACCCAGACAACCUGCUUAUCCGUUACCUAGCCAAUGUACCGAUUCGUGACCAGUACAAUCUACCAAUUCGUCACUCAGCCGACCUGCCUAUUCAUAAUUCAGCCUACUUGCCAAUUCGUCACCCAGCCAACUUGUCAAUCCAUCAUCACAUCAAUAUGCCAACUCAUCAACUUACCGCCAAUAAAAAUAUUUACAUAGUGCUAUUCUCACAAUGCAAUAUAACUAUGACUGAUGUACAUAGAAUACCAAUUCUUGCGUACAACUUGAUUAUUGUAAGUUUGCACAUCAUAUCGAUGACGUCGUGUCAACACUUGGCUUCUGUUAUUUUUUAUAUACACUACUAUUGGACACCAGCAGCCUGUCUUAUGGUCGGGUCAAUUAGUCAUGUUUACAUUUUAAUCAAGUUCUGUUGAAACAGGCUGUAAUGUUCCUCAUCAGUUCCUGUAAGUGUAAACUUAAUAUGACCGAGUUGUACGAUGUUGAUACAUAAACACCUACAUUUCUAAUGUUAUUAAUUCUCAGAAUAGGAUAAAGCAUUACUAUUAUAAAGCGUUAAGUACGAGUGGUAUUCUACAAUAGGAGGCCCCAUCUCAUAAAUCAUCAGAUAACUAAAUUAUCCGCCUGUGAUUUUAAAAAACUAAUAUUAAAAUACUUGUUGAUAGAUUUCGAGUGAUUUUCAUGUUUUUUUUUUUUUGUAAUAAAUUUAUUAUCAGCAAUAAUAUUUCUAAUUGUUGAGCAUUAUUAUAAUGUCAAUCUAUUGCAAUGUUUAUACGACCAUAACAUUAAUACAUAUCCCUAUUGUAGAUGUUUUGAAACGGUCAUUCAUUUAUGGUAUUUUACCUUUGUUUUGUAAUUCUAAACAAAGAAAAAGGCCUCUUAAGAGAUUUUCUACUAAAAAUUAUGUAGGGUCGGAAGAAAAUAUAGAAAAGGUGAAAAACAUAAUUUUGCUAUAGACAAUUCGUGAACAUUUAUUCUACUUGAAAAUGAAAGAAAGAUUUAUGUAAUUCAGCAUUCCAAGAUUUUAUCCCAAAAGAAUAUCUUUAUUCCCCGUCCUUACAGUAAACGUAAGCGAUCUUAAGCUGUUGAUGCUGAUUUACAGUAUAGAAAAUAAAAUAUAUUUUAACUAACAUUUUUAAUAUGUAGACGGACUGUUUUCAGAAACAACAUUUUAAAAGUAUAAUCUUCCAUAUCGAUAAAGAGUUUAUUGUGUAGAAAUCUCUAUAAAAUAAUUAUAAUUAUAUUAAUAGAGACAGGUGUGCAUUUAAUUUUUUCGUGAACGACAUUGACUUAUUUAAUAUCUUCAACUUUAAUAUAAACAAACCAGGUAGGCAGAAUAGGAAUUGAAAUUUUAAAUACUUAUUUUCUAAUUUACCAUCUAAUCACUAUGAUGUUAUUACUUCUAAGUAAUAAAUAAUAUAUAUAAAGUUUUAAAUUAUCCAUGAAAGAUCUUCAUAAACUGUAGCUAGGAACCAUCUUUAUCUCGUCAGCUUUCAAAUAAAAAACCUCAUCAUAUUCGGUCCGUUCGUUUAGGAGCCAUACCAUAAAUACGCCAUACUUGAACAACUUUCUUUUAGUGUGUCACUUUUAGUAUGUUAAAAAACUUAAACAUACUAAUAGUAAUACAUUGAAGUGCACUUUAAUAAAAUUUUUCACUAUACAGUUUCCGUAAAUUUAUUGUGUAUGUAUAUGUAUAUUUAUUUACUUUCAUUUAUAUAUGCAUACCUUGUCCAUGAUUGAACGAUAUAUGAUUUAUUCGUUUUAAAUAUAAAUAAUUAUUUAGAAUUCGAUUUAGCUUAUUUUUAUUUGAUGUUAUAGUUGUUGAUAGACAUACUCGACGUUGUUACUGUGUUAAGUCUUCUUGCCGUUGAUAGCUCGAUUUGGAAUGAGUAAUUGAAAUUAAAUUAUAUUUUAAGAUGAUAUAUUGUUGCUCUGUAUAGAAAGGCAAGUGUGGACGACGCCGAAAAUGCUAUUAUCUGAUAUAUACUAUUAUUGUACUUAAAACCUAUGAGCUUAUUCGUGUAGAGUACUGAGGCUACACCCUAUUUCUGGUACUUUAGACAGAGAAUGCGCAUUUGAACAAUAAUAUUUUAACAUAAUACGACAUAGAGUAGAUGGAUAACUCCUUGAAAACGGCUUGUUUUCAACCGACUUCAAAAAGAAGGACGUUCUCAAUUGGGUUAUAUUUUUUUUUUUGUUACCUCGUAACUCCAUCAGUUCUAAAUGAUUUUGAAAAAUUAUUUUUAUCUGAAAGGAUAUACUUACAAAUAAAAAUCGGUUCAAUUGAUUAGUUUUUAGAUUAAAAUAACUGGUAUUGUCACAACUGAAGUCGGUUUUUGUGAAACAAACUUUAUAUUACUACAAAAUAACAAAAAGGGCCCUUUGACAUCUGAUUCCGAGGCAUUCGUCCUAUUAAGUUUAAAUAUUCAAAAUCCAUAUGCGUUUGAAAGCUUUUUAGACUAAAGAUUUAUAACCUGUCUACCUAGUAAAAUAUCAUUACUGUCAUGUUUUACGAAAAAUGUUUUUGAAAAGUACUAAUUGAAUGUGAUAUUAUAUUUUACAAAAAAUGAUUAAGUAUUAGAAAAAUCUGGUAGUAAUUUUAAUUUACUCAGUAUAUAAUAGACUGCGAGGUAACACAAUGAGUGAAAAGAUUUUUGACCUCAAAUUCUACAAAAUUUGCCUAUAAAUAUUCGAUUAAGAUUCUAAUGUUCACGGUUAUGCUGUCUUUACACUGAUUCAACAUAGGCUCGUAAUGUGACGGCAAUUAUGCCGUAAUUUGAUCAAAAGUAAUUUAAUUAAUUUUUGAUUAAAUUAUAGUUUGUUGAAAAUGAUGUUUUGUCUCAAUAUUAUUAGCCCUCUCUUACAGUUCUUAUUCAUGACAGAGUUGUAUGGCUUUGAGGUAUUUUGUUCAAUAUUAUACCUAUAUUUAUGAUUAGAUUUUUAUCAGAGUAAGGAUAUGUUUGUACUGGGAUGAAAAAUUUCUCUGAAGCGGUUGACUAGUCCUAUCCGCCUCUAUAAAAUUAAAGCGCAUUUGAAGCCAGAUUUUUAUUCGAAGAAUUUAUGUUCCUUGAAAGGGUAUGUAACUGUACAUAAGAUACGAUUUAUUCUGAAUAUCCACUCUAUAAAAUAUGCACUCAAAAUAUCGCGAGUAUUUAGAUUUGCUAGAGCUGCCAAUCUCUUACUGAUAACAGACUUGUUUUGAUCGUUGAACUGGGUUUCAUUAUUCACGAGUAUACUGGGCUCGGGUCUGAUUUCUCUAUUCACCAUGGGUGAUGUGGCUUGUCGAUGGUAUUUUAUUUAUUUGUGUACAAGGGACUAUACUAUGCGAUCUUUAACUCUGCCUAUCUUUCUCAUUAUUAGCAUAAUUUUAUAUUUUAAAAUAAUCCAUAUGUUUAAAAAAUAUUCACCAUUUAUAAUAAUCGGCAAUUUAGAUAUCUAUAGUCACAAAACUGAAAAAAAUACCAUGCUCAUUAUUAUCAUUCAUAUUAUUCAACACCUAUUUUUAAUUAUAUAUAUUCGUUCCUUAUAGUUGCUUUAUAAUUUACUGUUUUUAUAUUCAAAAAGACUGUCUACUGAUAAGCUUAAAUUUAUCGUUAUGUAAGUCACAAAUAUUUUACCUGCUCUUAAAUUAGUUUGUAACUUUUACUGUCAAAAACAACGAAUAUCUCUGUGAAAUCAUUAUAUGCUUAUAAUUAAUGAACUUCUAUGCGAAAUGGCAUAACAUAGCUCAAUAAAUUAAGUGACAAACAAUGUCUAAUAAUAUUCUUUUUAGCUUUUUACUUUAAUCAAUAUAAUCAUACAAAAAGUAUAUGAAUAAUGAAAUAAUUAUGAAUUAAAUAUACUUAUUUAAACAAAAACGCUCUUUAUAUGUAACAUUUUCUCGCAAAUGUAAUUCUUAAGCGAUCGAGUCUAACAAAACCAAUUUCCAAAUAACCAAUAAUUCUGCAGGCUACUCUCCAUAGUUCGCAAAGAUUGUCUCAUGAUCUGCAGUGAUUAUUUGAUUUCUGUUAGACUUUGUUGUUUCGGAGACUGCUUUUCUGGCAAUAAAAUUAUCUUCAAUUGUGAUUUUAAACUUUGAAAAUAUUAUGAAAGUAUGUAUAAUAUAUACGCAUAUAGCAUAAGCAUAUACAGAUGCCGAUAAUGUUCUGCAUUGCGAAUGAAAAUGUUUAGUUGUAUUUAUUGGGGUUGUGUCGCAGUAAUCUACUGUAUUUCUGUGCCUUCAACUAGUUUGCUUUCAGCAGUCCAUGUCUAAGAACGUUCAGCUGUUAGUUAACUGUUGUAAACCUAACUAUAGUGCUCUUAUAAGACCCGUAGUACUUACUAUUAAUAUGUAUCUAUUGAUAGUCUGCUUUGAAAUAUUAUUUUAUGGUAGUGAUUCGAUUAAUUAGACAAAAUUGAGAUUUUUCCAUCAUUUUAAUCACUCUUGAGAGGAACUCAUGAUAAAAAUAUAUCAUAAUUAUUAUUUUUAAAGAUUUAAUUAAGCGUGCAAUCUGGUAAUUUAAACACUAGAAGUGUAUGUAGAUAGUUGACGAGUUCCAUGCAAGAAUUCUGUAAAUAUAAUUAGAUACUAUAAUAAAAUCCAUAGGAAUACUUGUUCAUGUUACUUCCUAAAUUUCUAUUUUUAUUUAUGAAAGCAUUUGAAGUUGUAUUUGUUGUUACGUUACAAAAUUGAAUUGUGUAACAACCGGUGCCUAAUCAUUUUGUCUAUAAAACCUAGGAUUAUUUUUUAUUUGUUAAAUUUUACCCAGUAGUUGAUUAGAAUGUAAUAAGUAUCCUUAAAAAGAUACUGUGUUAGAUCUGUUGACAUAAUAAUGUUAAAUUGUAUAAUAAUACCUUGUGUGAAACUCUGUAAUUGAUAUCUUUUGAAGAGAUCAGUUGAUCGAAAUCUGUUCAAAAAUCUAUUAGGGUUACCGUUUUGUUAUGGUAGUUGAUAAUAAGACGAUUAUAACAAAAGUGAUGGAAUUUUUACAUGAUAUUAUCUGAUAUUCCUACUAUAUAGAGAUGCCUCUCUGUUUACUAUAAAUCUAUAGUUGUAUCUGCUAAGGACCAAUACUAUAUUAUACUGUUUACAAAUUGCCGUCGUGUACUCAUAUGUAGGUAUGUAUGUUAUCGAUUUGAGAUUUCGUACAAUUAUCGUUAAUGAAUCUUGUAUUAUAUUAUAAACAUGUAUAUUGUUCAAUUUAUUUUUAGGACUCUAUAAUAUUGUCAAUAUAAUGAAAUGUAACCAAAACAUUGUACUGUAUACAAUAUAAAAAAUAAACAAUUGCUGUGGAUAUA
Messenger RNA from Galleria mellonella (greater wax moth), 12119 nucleotides. Its product is annotated as unconventional myosin-IXa-like. Gene Ontology annotation, cellular component: myosin complex. Lineage: Eukaryota; Metazoa; Arthropoda; Insecta; Lepidoptera; Pyralidae. The record is from RefSeq and is a predicted model, not a curated record. Gene Ontology annotation, molecular function: microfilament motor activity; GTPase activator activity; protein binding. Gene Ontology annotation, biological process: intracellular signal transduction. Bases 667 to 6759 code for a protein of 2030 amino acids. The transcript is spliced from 34 exons.